CUCUUAAAACCCAAUCCACUCAACUUGCUUGCAAGGCCACAGUUGCCAAAAGCCCUAUUCCAGGCACAAAUAAUGCUUGGAAUGGUGAGCCCACAAAUGUUGCAGAUACCAAAUAUCAGGCAAGCUUCAGGUCAUACCUCACAGCCUCCAUUCAACGAGGCCUUGCAGUCUGGGUUGGUGCCCAAUGUGCAAGAAGGCCAAUUUUUUGCUAUGCAUCAAAAUCCAUUGGUUAGAAGCAAGUUUCUCCACCCCAACCGCAAUAAAUGCAGCAUUCAAACUGAAACCACAAGCAGCAGCGUUACUCGACGGAGCUGCAGCAGGAGCAGGCGGCGAUGGAAAUCAGGCUCCUCGCCAAGAACAAGUCCGAAAUGGCACGAUUAAGCCAUUGAUUUCGCUCCUAUCGUCGUCUGAUCUCCAGCUCCAGGAGUACGGCGUUACUGUGAUUCUCAACUUCUCGCUGUGCGACGAGAAUAAGGAGCUCAUCGCUUCGUCAGGAGUAAUCAAGCCACUCGUUCGGUCGCUCAAGACGGGGACCGCCACAACGAAAGAGAACACCGCCUGCGCUCUGCUCCGCCUCUCGCAAAUCGAAGAGGACAAAGACGCAAUCGGACGAUCGGGAGUGAUUCCGCUUCUGGUGAACCUUCUAGAGUGUGGAGGCUUUCGUGGGAAGAAUGACGCGUCGACGACUUUGUACUCGCUUUGCUCGGUCAAAGAGAACAAUAUUAGAGCCGUCGAGUCGGGAAUCAUGAAGCCGCUGGUGGAAUUGAUGGCGGACUUCGGGUCGAACAUGGUGGACAAGUCGACGUACGUGCUGAGCGUCCUUGUGUCGGUGCCGGAGGCCCGCGCAACGUUGGUGAAGGAAGCCGAGAUUCCGGUGCUGGUGGAAAUUGUAAAGGUGGGGUCGCAGCGGCAGAAUGAGAUAUCGGUGGUGAUAUUACUGAAGCUUUGCGAGAACAGUGGGGUCCACCGUAACAUGGUGGUCUGCAACGACGCCAAUCGCGCCAAGCAAAAGGCGGAGACAUUGACAAAGCUUUUACGGCAACCGAGGUCCGGCAACGGCGCUGCACGACCGUCAGACGUGUCAUUAUAACUCGCUCCACGUCACCACCGUGGGCCCACCACCUAGCUACGUUCCCAGAUAUAGCAAUGGCCAUGUAAUCAAACACUGAAAGAGU
This is a messenger RNA of Malus domestica (apple), 1175 nucleotides long. Its product is annotated as U-box domain-containing protein 4-like. The record is from RefSeq and is a predicted model, not a curated record. Lineage: Eukaryota; Viridiplantae; Streptophyta; Magnoliopsida; Rosales; Rosaceae. Gene Ontology annotation, molecular function: protein binding.